AUGAAUGCCAAACUUACAGGUGGAUGGAAAGGUGGUAGUUUACUCAAAAACAAUGUAAAACGAUAUGUGCUGGAGUUGCUUAAACAUGCGCAAGAAAAGAUCGCUAAAGAAUAUGUUGAGUUUAUUCCGGUUGUAGGAUUGGCUUUGAAAGUAGUCGAGUUCACUCGUGUAACAAUGACUGCUCUAAAUAACUCAUUAGACGAAUUGCAAACAGCAGCCACUUCGACAAUUGAUCUUAUUCAAUAG
Molecule: messenger RNA, 246 nt
Organism: Adineta ricciae
Lineage: Eukaryota; Metazoa; Rotifera; Eurotatoria; Adinetida; Adinetidae
Source: the annotation of a GenBank genome assembly